Camellia sinensis is the source of this 675-nucleotide messenger RNA. The record is from RefSeq and is a predicted model, not a curated record. NCBI's taxonomy places the organism in Eukaryota, Viridiplantae, Streptophyta, Magnoliopsida, Ericales, Theaceae.
AUGUCAAUUCUUAUUGUUGCCUUGUAUGUUGAUGAUUUGUUAUUUUCUGGUAACGAUGAGAUAAUGAUUGAAGAAUUUAGAAAUACCAUGAUGGGAAGAUAUGAAAUGAGUGGCAUAGGUUUGUUGAAUCAUUUUCUUAGAAUUGAAAUUUAUCAAGUUGAAGAUGGAGUAUUUAUUUCUCAAAAGAAAUAUGCUGAAAAUAUUUUAAUGAAAUUUGGCAUGAGUGGUUGUAAGCCCAUGGCCAUUCCACUAGUUGUGAAUGAAAAACUUAUAAAGGUAGGUGAAGAGAAAAAUGUUGAUGGAUCGUUAUAUAGAAGCUUGGUUGGAAAUUUGUCGUAUCUCAUAGCUACAAGGUCAGAUAAAAUGUAUGCUACAAGUUUGCUUUCUAGAUUUGUGAAUAAUCCCAGCAAAAAUCAUCUUGGUGUUGCAAAACAAGUUUUGAGGCAAAUGAAAGGUUACCUUACAGUAUAUUUGCACACUAUUCCAGUAGUUGAGAGUUCUAGUGUAUUUGGUAAUCGUAAUGAUGCUGAUGCUAUUAAUAACACUAUGGCUCUUACUACACAGACAAUGACUAAGUGGAUGACAGUGGUGAUGAAGACGGUAUUAGAGGAUGAGAGGGAGCGAGAGUGGAUGAGAGAGGAUGACAAUGGUGAUGAAGACGGUGUUAGAGGAUGA